UUGAGGGUGACAGAUCCCUAACGACAGUGUAACUGCCCCACCCAGCCUUCUUACUUGUGUGACAGAUGUCUACUGGAAAUGAUUAUUCAAUUAUAGCUACAUCAGUGAAUUUUCAUGAUGCAUAAAUCACCUCCUCACUGAGCUGGCCAGCUGGGGUAGGGGUGGGCAUCCUCGUUGGAAUGCAGAGUGAACUCUUCAACUGCAACGCCCACCUCACAGUCUAUAAAGCCGUGACCCUUCUGGUAGAUCAGCACUGUCUCCUCUCUGGGGUCACCACCUUGCCAAGCUCCCUCUCCAGCAAGGCCAUGUCACUCUCGGUCUGCACCUCUGGACUGUCCAGGAGGUCGUCCUCUCAGAAUGGGACGGCAGCAAGACCUUGGGGCGCAUCUGCUUCCAGUGUUGCAGGCGGCUAUGGAGGGAUGGCCUCCGGCUUUGGAGUUGGCUGUAGGGGCCUCAUUUCUGCUGCUUCCAUGUUUGGCUGUGGCUCUGGCUUUAGUGGUGGCUCUACAUGCUCCUUACCAGGACUUGGCACUGCCUAUGGGGGACCUCUGGGAGGUAGCUUGGGAGGACUGGGAAUAGGGGGAAGCUCGGGUGGUGGCUCUCUGUGUGUCCUCUCUAACAAUGAUGGAGGGCUUCUUUCUGGUUCUGAAAAAGAAACCAUGCAAAAUCUGAAUGAUAGACUAGCUUCCUACCUGGGUAAGGUCCAUGCUCUAGAGGAGGCUAAUGCGGAACUGGAAAACAAAAUUCGAGAGUGGUACGAAACACGACGGACUGGAGACUCUGGGCCCCAGAGUGAUUACAGUAAAUAUUACCCACUGAUUGAAGACUUAAAGAAUAAGAUCAUUUCUGCCAGCGUUGGGAAUGCCCAGGUCAUCCUGCAGAUUGACAACGCAAGGCUGGCUGCUGAGGACUUCCGGGUGAAGUAUGAGAAUGAGCUGGCCCUGCGCCAGACCGUGGAGGCCGACAUCAACGGGCUGCGCAGGGUGCUGGACGAGCUGACCCUGGCCAGAGCUGACCUGGAGGCGCAGGCAGAGAACCUGACUGAGGAGCUGGCCCAUAUGAAGAAGAACCAUGAGGAGGAACUCCAAAGUUUCCAGGCAGGUGGGCCAGGCGAUGUCAAUGUAGAAAUGGAUGCUGCACCUGGAGUGGACCUCACCAAGGUCCUCAAUGAAAUGAGGGCCCAGUAUGAAGCCAUGGCUGACCAAAACCGGAAAGACGCAGAAGCCUGGUUCCUUGAAAAGAGCGGAGAGCUCAGGAAAGAGAUCAGCAGCAACACGGAGCAGCUUCAAUCCAGCAAGAGCGAGAUCACCGACCUGAGGCGCAUGGUGCAGAACCUGGAGAUUGAACUCCAGUCCCAGCUCGCCAUGAAAAAGUCCCUGGAAAACUCACUGGCUGAAACCGAGGGUGGUUACUGCUGCCAGCUGUCUCAGGUGCAACAGCUUAUAGGCAGCCUGGAGGAGCAACUCCAACAGCUACGGGCAGAUGCAGAGCGCCAGAAUGCCGACCACCAGCGGCUGCUGGGCGUCAAGGCCCGCCUGGAGAUGGAGAUUGAGACCUACCGCCGGCUGCUGGAUGGAGAGGCCCAAGGGGAUGGUUUUGAUGAAAGUGUAUCCCUCACUGUCUCCAAACCUCAGACACCAUCAGUCGAUUCCUCUAAAGACCCAAAUAAAACUCGAAAAAUCAAGACAGUUGUGCAGGAGAUAGUGAAUGGUGAAGUGGUCUCAUCUCAAGUUCAGGAACUUGAAGAAGCAAUAUAAGGCCUCACAUGGCUCCUCGGGAACACAAAAUUUGCAACUAGAAAGUCUUGCUUCCAUAGCUUCCAUAUGCUCUGUCAAUUCAGUAUCUGUUUUGGUGGUUUCCCCUUCUUUGGAUUCUCUGUUCACAUUGCAUCUUGAUAGUAUGUCUGAAAUGAUACCAAUUACUAGUCCUUGUUGCUAUGAUGAUUGAUCUUCAUUGUAAACCCAAAUCAUCUUACACCUUCCUGGGCCUGAAGGAGUCUUUCCACAUGGUUUUCUUUUCUGGUCACCUGGAUCAUUUGUUUAAUCCGAGAACUUUGAGGGAAUAGCAUUGUUUUCACAGAGCUAACUUUGAUUAAAGACUACUGGUAAAGUGAA
Molecule: messenger RNA, 2114 nt
Organism: Mesocricetus auratus (golden hamster)
Lineage: Eukaryota; Metazoa; Chordata; Mammalia; Rodentia; Cricetidae
Gene: Krt12
Product: keratin 12
Exons: 8
Coding region: 180-1757 (525 amino acids)
Molecular function (GO): structural molecule activity
Source: RefSeq, a predicted model, not a curated record